Molecule: messenger RNA, 2110 nt
Organism: Effrenium voratum
Lineage: Eukaryota; Dinophyceae; Suessiales; Symbiodiniaceae
Source: the annotation of a GenBank genome assembly
CCUGGAACCACGGAUUGCAGCCCACGGCCUCAGUGUGACGCCAUGGGCGGGGUGAGCUCGUUGGGGCGUGCGCCGGGCAUGGCCCGCCAGGUGACGCCAGGCCAAGACUUCGGCCUCUAUCUCGAGGACCAGGGCAUUUGGCUGCUGAGUGCCAAGACCUUGGUGGAGUCCCAGCUGCGUCCGCACGAGGAGAUGCUCGCGCGAGGCGAGCUGAUACGUUGGACGCCAAGCCACCCGCGCAAAGUGGUGCUGAUCUCGCACCAGUGGGCCGGCGCCAGCCAUCCAGAUCCUCACUUGAGGCAACUUAAGGUUUUACAAAAGCUGCUGCGGCACAUGGCCUCUGGCAACGUCGUGGUGGGGGAUUCCCAGGCCACAGAGCCAUCCAGAGAGCAGCAGCGGCAGUGCAUGGACUGGGACUUUUGGUACGACUUCUGCAGCAUGCCGCAGGAUCAGCCGGCGUACGACAGUGUGCAAGCACUCCAAGCAGCAGACUACGUCAUGAUCCUGGCGCCGAACAUGAAGCACGCCACCGGAACCGUGAUGAAUCUCUCCUCCUACAUCAACCGCGGCUGGUGCCGCUUAGAGCAUUUCGGGGCCCAGCUCCUGCAAAAGCCCGUGCUGGCCGCAGUGGGGCCCAAGAGCAUUUUCGCCCUGCGCAGCCAGGCUUGGCUGCUGCAGUGGCCUUGGAAGGGCCAGUUCACCUUCAACACUGACCAGGAGCACGUGUGGGUCAUUGCCAAGAAGCUCCUGAAUGAUCGGCGCAGAGCUGUGGUCGCCACAGAUCUGGACAGCUGGCGCUUUCUGACCGCCAUCCGGAACAGGAUGCAGCAGCUGGCAGCUGACAGGACCGUGGACGACCUGUUUCAUCGGUAUCGACUGGAAUCGGCCGAGGACAGCGCCUACAGCCCGCUGAUGCUGGCAUGCAUCGAGGGCAACUGCCAGGACGUGCAGCUGGUGCUCGAGAGCCAGGCAGACAUCAACGAGCAGCGGGUUUUGCCUGUGCCCAGCGGGGCUCAUACGGCGCUGUCGCUGAGCGCAGCUCUCGGCACAGAUCCGGUGGUGCGAUGCUUACUGGACCAGCGAGCUGCCCCCAACGAGGCACCGCUGUCGGCAUCGGCUGAGUUUGUGAAUCACGAGACGCUGCCUUUGGUGGCCGACUUGGUGCAGCCAGGAGAGACCCCUGUGUUCACUGCCAUACUGACUCAUGUUACUACAACGGUUGACACGCUGCUGCAUCUCAAAGGUGAUCCCUCAGAGUACUGCAGCUGUGAGUUCCGUGUGCGCCUGGGGCGCCGCCGGGAGCCGUGGCCUCCAUCCCCCGCAUCUGCGCGCUCCGCGCCAGCGCCCGCAUCGCCGGCGUGGCAGCCCUUUGAGACCCCCGGCCCAGGAAGCCGACUCCGGAGGCGCUCGCUGGACUCCCAAGCCUCGACGCCGAGAUCGGAGAGAGGCCGAGCGAACCAGCUGAAGCGGAUCUUCGAGGAGUUUUCUUCGCGCUCAGAAAAACUCAGGAGUGCGAUGCCGAACUCUCGGCGGAGCUCCACCAGCUCAUUGCGGAAGCCGGAGUCCUCUCGCAAAUCCUCAUUGGCCAGCACUCGAUCUGACCGGUCUGACUCCAAGGGCAAGCGCAUCAGUUUUGCUGAGCCUGCCCUUGAGCCUGGAUCCCAACGGAACUCCGUUGUGUCAUUGGCCUCAAUGCAGUCGUCCUACUCGUGGCAUUCCGAAGGAGAUUCCUCCUACCACUCGGAGGACGAGGAGCAGGUUGAGGUCUCCCUGUGCCGGCCUUUAGAGUUGGCGGCUUACAUGGGCAACCUGGAGCACGUGCAGCUUCUCAUGUGUCGGGGCGCGGACCCAGAGGCGCAGGGCAGCCAUGGCUUCAGCGGCCGGGAGAUCGCGGAGGUCUGCGGGCAUCACCAUGUCCAGCGCUUCUUCAAUGAGAUUCUUCCUGUGAACUACUUCUCAGUUUGAGACCUGUGCCUGGCUUGGUGAGCGCGGUUUUCCGGACAGUGGUAGCUCGGGCGACCCACCGUGGAUAGCUCCUGGUGCUCGGGACAAUCCAAGAAAGAGGCUGCCGUAUGGACCAGUCAGAGGAGGAAGUUCUCGCUUUGGCACA